Messenger RNA from Neoarthrinium moseri, 1104 nucleotides. RefSeq lists its product as uncharacterized. The coding region runs from base 1 to 1104 and encodes 367 amino acids. The transcript has 4 exons. Gene Ontology annotation, molecular function: FAD binding. The record is from RefSeq and is a predicted model, not a curated record. NCBI's taxonomy places the organism in Eukaryota, Fungi, Ascomycota, Sordariomycetes, Amphisphaeriales, Apiosporaceae.
AUGGCCGUCGACAAGUUACUCUCUGCCCUUUCCAAGGAGAUCUCCCCGGCAUCUAGGAUUCUGAAGGAUAGAAACACGCCAGCAUUCCAAACCUCAAUGGAACGCUGGUCGAACCUGAACAAGAAGACCCCAUAUGGCAUUGUCCAGCCUGCCACCGAACAGGAUAUUCUCCUGGUAGUUCGGAAGGCCUUGGACUUCUCCGUCCCCUUUGUUCCUGUGUCAGGCGGCCACAGUACAUGGUCGAGCAUCGAUAAGAAUGGGGUCGUGAUCGACCUCAGCACUUAUACCGGCGUUGCGGUCAAUACUACACAAGACACUGCGACGGUCAGGGGCGGGACUCUGAUGAAAGAGCUCCAGACUGCUCUACAUCCCUACAAGCGGUUCACUGCUGUGGGUAAUGGAAGCACCAUUGAAGCCGUGAGCGCGGCCGUGCAGCAGAUUGCGGAGAACAAGGAUCAUGUUAACGCCGGUCAUGUCAUGAUUGUGCAAGCACCGCCGGACCUGAAGCAGCAAGUGCUGUUCGUCGCGCCGCAGGUCUUCUGCUCGGCGGCGGAGGCAGCCAGACUCUUCCAGCCGCUCAAGGACAUCGGCCCUAUCCAGGAGGCCCUGGUGCCGUCCACAUUCGAGACGCACAGCGACCACCUCGACUGGGUCGGCGUCAAGGGAGAGUUCAAGCGCUUUAGCCAAAUUGGCCUCAAGGGCUGGGACACCGACAACUUCAAGCUGCUUGCCCGAUUGCACAGCGAGCUUGUUGCAGACUGUGCUGACGCUGCGCGUUCCGGAUAUUCGGUCGAGUGGCACUCGCCCUGUAAGAGCCCGAGGGCGCUCAACACGUCUUUCGGGCUCGAAGAUGUGGACUAUUGGCUGAACGUGCUUAGCUGGUAUAGCGACGCCGCCAACCAUGAUUUCGUAGGUGAGAUGGACGAGAAGGCACAGGCAGCUAUGCGUGUCGGCACGGAACCGCACAGAUUCGUCGCAUACACGAACACAUCGCGCGACGGCCCUAUCGAGUUCCGGUACAAGGGCGUGGAAAGGAUCAGUCGGCUCCAGGGCCUCAAGAGGCAUUAUGAUCCUGAGGGCAUCUUCACUAGAGAGGUACUAUGA